ACAUAAACAACACACAGCCUUUGGUACCAUAUCCACCACAGCACAAACUAGACACUUUUUCCCUGUCCGCCCCAGCCCCAUAGGAGAUGGAGGCGGCGAUUGGCCUCGCCACCGGGCUCGUCGACAGCGUGCUGACUCUGCUUUCCAAUGAGCUUGUGGGGGCGUAUGUUGCUAGCGCUGAGCUCGGCCUCAAUUGCAGGGAGAUAAAGCGUGACCUGAUGUUCACGCAAGGACUGUUGCACGAGGCUCAGAGAAGUGGCGUGGUUGACAACCACGGUCUCCAAGGGCUGAUGCAGGAGCUCAGCACCAAGGCUGACGAGGCUGAGGAUGCACUGGAUGAGCUCCACUACUUCAUCAUCCAGGAUGAUCUCGACGGCACCAACUAUGCCGUACCGGAUCUGGGUGAUGAGCUUCGAGGUCAUGCUCGCCAUGGUCGGCUUGCUCUUCGCCACACUAUUGGUCUCAGAGCACAAAGGUAUUUUCAUCGAUGGCUUCCUUGCAGUACUGGUCGAUUCUCUGGUGCAUGCAAUUGCUUCCAGGUGGUAAGUGCUCCAUCUUGUUGGAUUAACACAAAUUUUUGCUUAGCCUUUUUUUGUCCACGCUAAAAUAUGUAUAUGCCAACCGUGUGGCAGAUUGCGAAACUGCCACACGCAUCCAACGCCAUCAAUUCUCUUUCGAUUUCCUUCCUUUCCCGCACGACCUCCCGAUUUCUUUCCUUUCCCUCACAUCCUCCCCCGAUUUCUUUCCUUUCUGCAUGUCCUCCCCGAUUUUAUCGGGCGCACCCGCUCGUGCCUUCCUAAUUUUCGUAAUUGUCAUUUUUGGCCCUACAUGCCUUCUUAAUUUUCAGCAAAAAUAAUGCUUGGACUAGGAUUUGAUCUCUAGUCCACAUGUAAUUAACAAAUGGAGCUAACCGCCUCACCUAUGGCACUCAUUGUUGAACAUUCUAAGGAAAAUACUGUUUUUGACAUGUUUUUGCCUUUAAUAUGUUAGCACUGAAAAACUUUUUGUUUCAAGCAUCGUGGCAACUUUGAUCAUUGGGAAUAAAUUUGUUCAACCCGCCCUCCGGUCAUUUCUGUAAAUAGCAUGAUAACAUUCACGCCAUAGACCUGAUAAUUUAGAUACAAACAUCGUGGUAACUUUAACCAUUAGGGAAGAUAAAUAUGAAAAGAUACCCGAUAAUUUAUGUGUAAAUAGAUGGUAAUAUACGCAGCGCACAUCUGAUAACUGAGGUAGAAGCACCAUGGUAACUUUGACCGUAGGGAAUUUUUUUUUUUGAAAAGAUACUCCGGUACCUUCUGUGUAAAUAGCACGGUAGUAUACCUUCCUCCCCUGACAUUUUUAUGUGUAAAUAGUAUGAAGACAUAUGCACUGCGAUAACUAAACACCAUGAUAAGUUUUUGACCCGUGUGGAGGGGGAGGGGGAUUUGUUGAAACAUAUCCCUGAUAAAUUUUGUGUAAAUAGCAUGAUAUUUUAAGCACUACGGGCUUGAUAGGUUACCUAGAAUCACCAUGAUAACUUUUUGCCCCGGGAAAAAGUUGUUCAAAACAUUCCCAAUAAUUUUUGUGUAAAUAACAUGAUAAUAUAAGCACCGCAUAACCGAUAACUUGCAAUAUAAACAUGAUGGUAACUUUUUUACCAAAGGAAAAUAAGUUGUUAAAAACAUACACUCGCCUCGCGCGUGGGCCUCUUGGAUGAACACAACACAUGGCGUGCUACGGGAAAGUCACAUAAUGUUUAGUGUCAUGAGGGGCACAAGUGCUAUAGACGUGAUAAGUUACGCAAAAACAUUAUGGUAAUUUUUGAGCUAUGAAAAAAGCUACCGAAACACACCCAGGUUUUUAGGUGCAAGUACCAUGAUAAUAUAUGAACCGUAGACCCGGUAACUCAUGUACAAUCCCCCAUGGUAACUUUGACCGGGGGGAGGUUGAUGUACAUAUACCAUGAUAACUUAUGUGUAAGUACCACAGUAUUUUACACAUCAAAGACCUUAUAACUUGUGUACAAAACACAGUGGUAACUUUGAAGGGGUGUAGUUGUUGAAGCAUAGUACCUGAUACAUUCUAUGUAAAUAGCACGGUAAGUUAUGCAACACAGGCCUGAUAACUUGCAUACAAAUAUCAUGGUAACUUUGUCCUGAGGAGAAAUCAUGUGGUAGACGUGAAGAAGUGACAGUUUUCUCGAGGGUGAGCGCCCGAGAUGUGCGGGAGAAGCACGUUUCUCGCGCGAGCCUGCGGGGUCAUUUGGGAGGAGGCGAGGUAAAAAGACGAGGGAUCGUAUGAUACUUUAAAAUGAAAGAAAUAGAUGUGUGACAGUUUUGCUUAUAUGGCACAUGUGUGCCAAAUAUCACAUGUUUUCGUGCAAUAUUGAAGCAGGUUUAGUAUUUGUUCUUUCAGUCCAUUUCCAUGGUAUCCUUAACAUAUUGAAGCAGGUUGAGUACAUCUUGUGCAGAUUUGAUAUAUGGUUAUGUUUCAUGGUCAACCUCAACCCUCAGAGUUUCAGUUCUAGCUUAGCAGGUUCGUGUGUUGACUAUGAAUGAGCAGGUGUCGCGAUUCACGCCUUUAGACAUGUUACCUUACAUGUGGAUGAUGGAUUCUGUGGUUUCAGGUGCGUGUGUGUCACCAUGUUGACGAACCUGAAUCAUGACGAAGAAGCUAUAUAUGGCGAAGGAAGCGACUAACCACCAGUCGACUGGUCGCUAACCAUCAGAUCCGCACGAUACUUUCGAUGGCUGAAACAACGCUUCACAUCUAUGUGCAAUCUCGCAUGCAGCGUUGCGGUGCAAUCUCCCAUACACAUAUUUUGGUUUGCAUGGAGUGCACGUCCUAUUGAACCCAAUUAAUAAUGCAUGCAUGUAGAUAA
Molecule: messenger RNA, 2860 nt
Organism: Triticum aestivum (bread wheat)
Lineage: Eukaryota; Viridiplantae; Streptophyta; Magnoliopsida; Poales; Poaceae
Exons: 2
Coding region: 87-605 (172 amino acids)
Source: RefSeq, a predicted model, not a curated record